Molecule: messenger RNA, 684 nt
Organism: Staurois parvus
Lineage: Eukaryota; Metazoa; Chordata; Amphibia; Anura; Ranidae
Source: the annotation of a GenBank genome assembly
CGCGGGCACUGGGUCAGACAUUGGAUCGUCUGGCUGGACAGCGGGCACUGGGUCACCAGGCAUCAGGCCAUUUGGCUUGACAGCGGGCACCGCGUCAUCUGGCAAGGCAGUGGGCUCCGAGUCAACAGGCACGACAGUGAGCACCGGGUCAUCAGGUACCGGAUUGUCUGGCUCGACAGCGGGCACCGUGUCAUCUGGCAAGGCAGUGGGCUCCGAGUCAACUGGUAUGACCGCGGGCACUGGGUCAGACAUUGGAUCGUCUGGCUGGACAGCGGGCACUGGGUCACCAGGCAUCAGGUCAUUUGGCUUGACAGCGGGCACCGCGUCAUCUGGCAAGGCAGUGGGCUCCGAGUCAACAGGCACGACAGUGAGCACCGGGUCAUCAGGUACCGGAUUGUCUGGCUCGACAGCGGGCAUCGGGUCACCAGGCAUCAGGUCAUUUGGCUCGACAGCGGGCACCGGAUCAGGUACCGGAUCAUCUGGAUCAACAGCGGGCAUCGAGUCAACUGGCCUAAUAGGAUCGUCAGGCUGGAUCAGUUCAUCAUGCUGGGUAGAGGCAUCAGGCCGAGUAGAGGCUUCAGGCCGAGUAGAGCUUCAGGCCGAGUAGAGGCAUCAGGCCGAGUAGAGGCAUCAGGCCGAGUAGAGGCUUCAGGCCGAGUAGAGGCAUCAGGCCGAGUAGAGGGC